Messenger RNA from Aspergillus calidoustus, 1083 nucleotides. Lineage: Eukaryota; Fungi; Ascomycota; Eurotiomycetes; Eurotiales; Aspergillaceae. The record is from the annotation of a GenBank genome assembly.
AUGAAUGAAUCCCCUCCGGCUGUUGAUUCUGAUGAUGAGGCGACAAGCAGCUCAGAAGAGCCCCAGGCCGGUGACGGCAGCAACGAGAGCUACGCUGCUCACGGCAACUACCAUUCCGGAGACUAUAGCCACGGGGAGGCCCCAUCACCAUACCACUCCUACCCUAACUACCUAUACGAGUCCAGCGAGAACCCAAUUAGCCGCGGCACGGCCGCAAUACCUCCUUCCUCCGUACACACCACCUCUUCCACAACUCAGGACGUUACCUUCGACGUCGCGAUCUUCUGCGCUCUCCCACUCGAGGCCGAUGCGGUCGAGACCCUGUUCGACAAUAGAUGGGACGCUGAGGGUGGGACGGGCCGGUACAGCAAGGCGUAUCGGGAUCCGAAUUCAUACUCGAUGGGGCCCAUGGGGACCCACAACGUGGUUUUGGUGCAUAUGCCUGGGAUGGGCAAGAGCCACGGGGCAGCCGCCGCUGCGUGGUGCCGAGCGAGCUUUCCCACAAUCAAACUCGCCCUUGUCGUGGGCAUUUGUGGAGGCGCGCCCACUGCACCGGACGGGAAGGUAAUCCGGUAUGGGGAUGUGGUUGUCAGCAGUGCUCUUGUGCAAUAUGACUUUGGGCGGAUGCAUGGGGAUGGCUUUGUGCGUAAGGACACGCUGCUGGACAACCUCGGCCGACCGGGCAUGGAGAUUCGAAGCUUGCUUGCUCGAUUGGAUGGACGGUGGGGUCAGAAACGACUCGGUGACAAGAUUCGCCGGCACGUUGGCGUUCUGGUGCAGGAGCUGGGAAGAGAUUAUGUGUACCCUCCAGGUCACGGCGUCGGAGAGCCCACGAUCCAUAUCGGGCUGGUGGCCUCUGGAGAUCAAGUGAUGAGAUCUGAAGAGGUCCGUGACAGACUCAUUGAGAAAGAGGGGGUUAUUGCGUUUGAGAUGGAGGGCGCGGGUAUCUGGGAUACGUUCCCCUGCCUGGUCAUCAAGGGGGUGGCCGACUACGCUGAUGCUUACAAGAACAAAAACUGGCAAAACUACGCGGCGGCCACUGCUGCUGCUUGUGCAAAGGGCUUUUUGGAACUUUGGUCAUGA